This is a messenger RNA of Aspergillus mulundensis, 2184 nucleotides long. RefSeq names its product dynamin family protein. Bases 1 to 2184 code for a protein of 727 amino acids. NCBI's taxonomy places the organism in Eukaryota, Fungi, Ascomycota, Eurotiomycetes, Eurotiales, Aspergillaceae. Gene Ontology annotation, cellular component: microtubule; cytoplasm; membrane. The transcript is spliced from 3 exons. Gene Ontology annotation, molecular function: GTP binding; GTPase activity; microtubule binding. The record is from RefSeq and is a predicted model, not a curated record.
AUGAACAUCGAAUCAAUCCAGGCGGCAACGGCGUUUAGGCACCUUAGAACCUCGACUUCGAGCCAGCGCCUCAGCCAGAUCGAACAAAUCCGAGCGCAUGGAAUUGGCGAGGUUGUAGCCUUGCCUCAGCUGGCCGUAUGCGGAGACCAGUCUGCGGGAAAAAGCUCCGUCCUAGAAGCAAUCACCGGUAUACCGUUUCCUCAACAAGACGGUCUUUGCACUCGGUUCCCCACUGAGAUUACCCUCCGACACAGUGAAGCGACCCAGUCGAUAACCAUCUUUGCGAGUAUCCGGCCGCACUCCGUCAGGUCCCGGAAGGAGAAAGACUACCUUGCAUCCUACCAGAAGACUCUGGGAGCGAUAUCCGAGCUGCCCUCGAUCAUAGCAGACGCGUCAAAGCUCAUGGGAAUUCGAGGAUACGGAGGUCAAAAGAAUGGACCUGCCUUUGCCGCUGACGUCCUCCGCAUCGAGAUAACAGGCCCCAUUGGUUUGCAGCUGAGCGUUGUCGACCUGCCUGGCUUGAUUUCCGUGGUUAGUGAGGAGCAGAAUGAGAACGACGUGGUCAUGAUCCACGACAUGGUGACGAGUUACCUCCAGAGCUCUCGCACCAUUAUCCUGGCUGUUGUGCAAGCGAGUAACGACUUCGCGAACCAGUGUAUUAUCAGAAUGGCGCGCAAACAUGACCCAGAAGGCCAGCGCACGGUGGGCAUCAUUACGAAGCCGGACUUGAUCAACCAGGGCACCGAGUCUAAAAUUGCACGAAUUGCCAAGAAUCUGGAUACGAUCAAACUCAAACUAGGUUUCUUUCUACUGAAGAAUCCAAGCCCCAUGGAGCGUAAAGACUGCCAUUCUAUGACCGCAAGAUCAGCCCUCGAAGAUCGCUUCUUUUCAAGACCAUCAUGGGCCAUCCACCAUCUGGACAAAAAGCGCAUUGGAUCGGAAAGCCUACGUACUUUUUUGCAGAAGCUUCUUGACUCUCACAUCGAGCACGAACUGCCAAAGGUGCGAAACGAGAUCAAAAAGCGAUUGGAUGCCACCGAGGCGGAACUGCGGUCGAUGGGGGACGCUCGAUCAACUGUAGGCGACAUCCGCAGCUUCCUUACGUCUCUCAGUAUGGCGUUCUACGACAUGCUCCAAGCAGCCCUUGACGGGAAUUAUCACACUCUCAGGCAUGACUUCUUCGACUCCAAUCAAAACGCUCGGCUGCGGGCUUUGGUCCAGCAAGCCAACACCAACUUCGCCACAUUCAUGCGAACGCAGGGGGCACGUCGCGUCGUUCGUGAGGAGCCGGCGGAGACGGAAGAGGCUGAAGAGGCGGAAGAGCCCGAUGAAGAUGAAGACGAGCAGUUGGAACAGGUUGAUGAUAACCUGUUCCCCCAAAUAUAUGUAACUCAGCAGGAGAUGAUGGAUUGGAUCAAAGAGGUCUAUUCUCGAACCAGAGGUAAAGAGUUGACAGGUAGCUGUAACUCGGCGCUCCUCGCAGAGCUUUUCCAGGAACAGUCCCGCCGGUGGGCUCAUAUUGCUGAGGGGCAUAUUCUCGACGUGCGCGCCCUUAUCUUUGUGUGGAUAGAACAGGCUGUCCGCGCUUUGGUACCCGAGGAUGGAGUCCGCGCAGAGGUUGGAAACAUGCUGUACGGAUGGCUUGACAGCGCGCACAAGUCUGCAUUUGAGGAACUCGGCAAACUUCUGCAAGAUGAGCGGCGCCAUCCUCUGACAUACAACCACUAUUACACCGACAACGUCCAGAAGGAGCGCCAGGAAGGGCGCAGAAAUAAGGUGCGCAAUUUAUUCACUCGUGAAUUACAGAAGAAGUGGCAAGGAAAGCUUGAAAUCCUCAGCAAGUCCGACCCGGUCCUCGAGAAGUUCCUGAGCGGGGUCGAUCGCCGGAUCGUGGUUGAUAUGGAAUAUCAGGCUUGCAGUGAGGCCCUCACGCAGCUUGACGCAUACUAUAAAGUUGCUAUGAAAACAUUUGUCGAUAACGUGGCCCGUCAAGUCAUCGAACGCCACCUGAUGGGAUCUUUCUCCGAAGCCUUCAAUCCAACUUCAGUUGCUCGAAUGUCGGACGAUGAACUUCUGCGGAUUGGAUCUGAGCCACAACAUGAGGCUGAUCGACGAGCCAGACUUAACAACAUGGCGCAGGCUUUGAGACAAAGCCUACUGGUUCUCCAGAGGCCCGCUUCGUGA